AUGGAUGAUAGGCGUCAUGCCGUCCCGGCUGCUAGCCGCGCUAAGGCUCGCCGCCUGCGCCCGGACGGCAUUCUGGGCCGUUUGACUUACGCUCCAAUUGCUCCAGGCGAGGAAAUCGGAGAGAUGCGCCGAAACCGCGCUCAUGGCGAUGUUCCUCAUUUCAGGCAGGUCACGCCCUUCACCCUAUGGUGUGCCCCCGCCAUCAGCUCGGCUCCCCAACCCGGUGACCUCAGACCAUGGGAGAUGGUGAGGAGUCAGAGCAACUUCCUCCUUGAGAACUUUCCCGAGGCCGCUAUCAUCGAUGACAGUGUCGAGUCGCUACUCCUGCAUGAGAUAGUCGCCUCGCAACCUCAUAUGAAGAGGCAGACACCCCCAUCACACUCACCCUCUAUGUUGGCUGUCGGCGAAAUCACCGAUCUGAGAAACCCUGACCUGCCGACCAAGGGCCAUCCGGUGCUGGCCGCCGCGUCCGGGAUUGCAGGCAACGUUUUGUGCUUAAUCAGCCUAGCUCGCGAGGAAUGUACCUGGACCGACCCAGAUAUCAAGGUUCGCCAGUAUGCGCCGCAUCCACAAAUCGAGGGCGUAUGGAGCCAGAGCGAGGUUCCAAUCACUCUGAUCCGUUUUCCUGUCGACCUGAAAAAGGGUGAUCCAAUACGUUGGCUGAUUGUCCAAAAUGGCAACUCGACGACCGUCUACGAACCGGAGCUUCGCAGCAUCCCAAUUGCGACAGGUUACGGUUCGACAGUUACGCAGGUCUUCGCCAACCCUCUGUUUACCAUUCCUUCCGAUGCUACUGGAGGAGCCAUGCACUGCGACGCCUGUGUCAUGCGAGAUCCAGAGACGGAUGUGCCCAUGCUUGCUGUCAUCGACCAACUUGGCCACUGGAGCAUCUUCGAGAUCAAAGGUCGACGAAGCGCAAGGCCGAAAAUACUGACUCCGGUUUCCAUUAUGCGUGGAAAUUGCCUUAUGGGAUCUAUUUCGAAGCAUCCUGCCAUGCGUAUCCCUAAGGACCCGGUGCCCCACAGGGUCUUGUUCAUGACUGCAGAAGUGAGGAAUAGAGGUGGCUCGAAAGCCAUGAGCAAAGCGAAGUCCGAGAAGUCGGAGAAAUCUGUGUUUGAGGAGAAGCACAGGCGGCCAAUCCUUUUGCUCUGCAACCCACAAGCCCUCAGUCUGUUUAAUACUGCCACAGGGAAGUUUUAUGUUGCUUCUCAUGUGGUGCUAGCAAAGGACACCCAGCGUAUCCUCGCCGUGGAGCCAUCCAAGAUCGAUCCGUCGCAGGCUUUCAUUCUCACUACCACAUCCGUCUUGUGGGUGGCGGUGAAGGAUAGCAGGAAGCAGGGCCUGACUCUAGAGGUUCUUGUGUCGUGCGCUCACCAGAAGGAUGCCAACGACCCGACUCUGCGGCUCGACGUCUCGCCAGCGGCAUACUUGGGUGGCACGAAAGCCUGUUUUGUCUGCGUUAGGUCUGCCAGAGAGAGCGAGGUGACGGUAUUUUGGUUCAUCUAUCCGCAGUCAGGCCUUCCUGCUCGCUACCACCGCAGUGUAAUUCAACUUCGCGGUCCGCCUGGUGUAGUCUGGGUGCACAUCCAUCCGUUAGGGCGGCGAGUGGGGUUAGAAGAGCCUGCGUCGGAGACCGGUCUUGCGCUUCGCAGAGCCCAGUUGAGGUUCUUCCAGAUCAUGACGCUGGGGCACGACCUUGAUAUUCAUAGUACGCUGUGUGCCUGGUCGGACGAUGCUGGUAUCUCGGUUCCCCCUCCUGAUCACAAGGAGAUAUUGGACGAUAGCGGUACCCAUCGUCACAAGUUGUUGCAAACCCUGACCAGCGCGUUUGUGGUGCCGGAUGGCUUUGAUGAGCGGUUUGUGUUUCAGCAGAAGAAGGAGCUUCAGGUUCCUUCGUCACCACACAACAACAAGGCGGUUGAGAGGCAGUCUCCAGUCGACCUGAGCUUUGUUGCAGAGCGUUUGCUGUCAACAGGAUCGAGGGAUGAAGCGAUGUACGAAGAUCACAGUAUGGCUGAGGAGGUAGAUUUCAGCUUUAUAAGCGAAGUGAUUCAGCGGGGAAGCGAAGAAGGCUACAUGCCACGCCAAUCAUUACUUGACUUAGCGGUGUCUCAUCUCCCGGGGGACCUUUUCCAGUUAGCCCGCGAAUGGGAUAUUCAACGCGAGGCUAUCCAGCGUCGUACUGGUGAGCGACAUUUCGUCCCCGAAGCUCGGCCUCCAAUCAUCCACUUCGGUCCAGAUGAUUUGUUGGAAAGGCUUCAGGAGAUGUUCCCCGAGUCUUCAAACAGCGGACAGUCUGCUACCCGGGAAAAGGUUUUGCAGGACAUGGCCGCCGAAUUAUACUUCGCAAGUAUCGGCAUCUCAGCUGUGCCAGAGGCAUGGACCGCUCCACCUGGCAAGCUGCUCAGUUCGCAGCCAUUUCCUAGUUCGCCGACACUACUGUUUUCGCAGCCCAGUCUCUUCAGUCCGACCAAAAUCAGUUCGUCAUGGAAGGGUAAGGCCAAGGCUACUUCCGACGAUUCGUUGGAAGAACAGCCACAGGGAGACACCGUGGUUCUUCGGCUGCGCAAAUAUGCGACCAUCAACACAUCCGACACUGCCAACGGGGAGCCAGAACUCAAUCUGUCCCGUUGGGACCUUGGCGUGGAUCCAGACAAAAUUACAUGGCGGCCUGGUCAGGAUCUGGAGGCUGAGGCUGCACUGGAGAGACGCAUCUCAAAGCGUGAAGCUCGUCGCAGGAAGGCAGAGCGCCUGUCGCAAGCCAUUCUGGGUCGUGACUCGUUUGGAGGCAGGCUGUCAACCUCCUCACAGAUACUCCCAUCAAGCCAGCAGCCGAUAAUCAUACCAACAAGCCAACCUUCAAUAGUAUCAUCGCAGCGGCUGCCUCCUUGGGGAGACAUGGCAGCAGCCUCGCAGCCUGUCCUCGGGGCAUAUGGUUCACCCAUUAGGAUGCGGGCUGGAUCACCCCUAAGGAAGGAGUAUCGCCCUCCAAGGGACUCGUUGGGCUCAGAGUUUGGGUCCCAAUCCCAGUCACAAUUGCAGUCUCAGGACACGCCGUCGCAACAGUUCUCAUUGUACCAGCACAUCGAUUUCGACCAGAUUGUUACGUUGAAUGAGUCAGAGCACGGAUCCGGCAAGGCAGUCGUCAAAAAGACAUGGGCCGAGCGCAUGAACCCGGAGCCCGAGGUCGCUAGCGAUGCAGAUGAGGAGUUGAUUAUUAAUGUGCCGUUCACCGGCCAAGUCAGGCUGCACUCCAUCCUGCUGCGGACAAGCGACUCAGAGUCGGCGCCCAAGACGCUCAAGGUCAUCAUCAACCGCGAUGAUGUUGACUUUGCUUUUGCGAGCGAGACUGAUGGAACUCAAACCUUUGAGCUGGCCCGCACGAAUGAGGUUCAAGAGCUGCCAGUGCGCCGAGCGCGCUUCAACGCCGUCCGACGCAUCGCGCUCUUCUUCCCCGAGAACUUUGGCGAUGGCGAUGAGGACACCACACGCAUCAGCUACAUUGGUUUCAAAGGCGAGUGGAUGCAACUCGGUCGUGCGCCGACUAAUAUCAUCUACGAGGCGGCUGCCAACCCAGGGGAUCACAAGAUCAAGGGGACGGAGGUCAAUCAGAUGGGGCACAGCAUUGGGGGUAAGGGGCCGGAUGUUUAA
Thermochaetoides thermophila DSM 1495 is the source of this 3651-nucleotide messenger RNA. RefSeq lists its product as uncharacterized. The record is from RefSeq and is a predicted model, not a curated record. Bases 1 to 3651 code for a protein of 1216 amino acids. Gene Ontology annotation, molecular function: RNA polymerase I general transcription initiation factor binding; RNA polymerase I transcription regulatory region sequence-specific DNA binding. The transcript is spliced from 5 exons. Gene Ontology annotation, biological process: nucleolar large rRNA transcription by RNA polymerase I. Gene Ontology annotation, cellular component: RNA polymerase I core factor complex. Lineage: Eukaryota; Fungi; Ascomycota; Sordariomycetes; Sordariales; Chaetomiaceae.